GGGUGGGGAGCGGAAGGCCCCGGUUACGGCGGCUGAGGAGAGACAGAGUCGGGCGAAUAGGGAGAGGGCGCGCGAGCCAGCGCGGAGGGGGCCGGAGCCGACACGGUGCGCGUGUGGCGCGGGAAGGAGGAGGAGGAGGAAGGAAGAAGGAAGGAAGGAAGGAAGGAAGGAAGGAAGGAAGGGGGUCGAGCGCGGCGCCGGGCGCCGCCGCCGGGAAGGCGGUCUAGGGGUUGUAAGCGGAGCCGGUGGCCGGGAGCAGGAAACGCCGCGGGCGGCGGUAAGGCCUUCAGCGGAGCGCCGUCGGGAGACCCGCCGACCGGCGCGUAGGUCCAUGGUCAAAGGCUUUGAAGUAACCAUGGAUAAAAGAGGAGGCGUGACAGAAACUGAGAACGGUGAUGCUUUCCUGGAGUUGAACAGAAUUGCGACAAAAUACCCGCAUCGUUACACAAAGGAGGAACUGCUGGAUAUUAAAGAGCGUCCCUACUCUAAGCAAAGACCUUCUUGUCUUUCUGAAAAAUAUGACAGUGAUGGCGUCUGGGAUCCAGAGAAGUGGCAUGCAUCUUUAUAUCCGAGUUCAGGAAGAACUUCACCAGUAGAAAGCUUUAAAAAAGAUUUGGAUUCAGAUCGGACUUCUCUUAUGCGUAGGAUAGUAGAUCCAAGAGAGCGAGUGAAAGAAGAUGACUUGGAUGUAGUCUUAAGUCCACAAAGGCGAAGCUUUGGAGGUGGCUGUCAUGUAACUGCAGCUAUUAGCUCACGUCGAGCAGGGAGCCCAUUAGAAAAAGAGAAUGACGGUGUCCGUGUUAUUGGUGGCCGUAGGAUUGGCAGCGGAAGAAUUAUCUCUUCUCGUAACUUUGAUAAAGACCACCGGGGUGGUGAAAAAGACAUACGUGAUUCUAGAGAUGCAAGAGACCGAGAUCGUGAGAGGGACUACAAAGAUAAACGCUUCAGGAGGGAAUUUGGUGACAGCAAACGUGUCUUUGGGGAGCGAAGAAGGAAUGACUCUUACACUGAAGAGGAACCCGAGUGGUUUUCUGCUGGUCCUACAAGUCAGUCUGAAACCAUUGAGCUCACCGGCUUUGAUGAUAAAAUUUUGGAGGAAGAUCACAAAGGGAGAAAACGUACAAGACGACGCACGGCCUCACUAAAGGAAGGGAUAGAAUGCAAUGGUGGAGUGGCAGAAGAGGAUGAAGCGCAAACUGUCCUUGCCAAUGAAACUCCAGCAGAUCAAGAAGUUCCUAGGGAAGCUGUUUUACAAGAACCAGCUCCAGGAGAGUUUGACUUCAAUGAGUUCUUUAACUUGGAUAAAAGUGUUCCCGGGCUGGCUUCGAUGAUAGAAGAUGUGCUGGGGGAAGGUUCAGUGUCUGCCAGCAGGUUCAGCAGGUGGUUUUCUAAUCCUAGUCGUUCUGGAAGUCGGUCAAGCAGCUUGAGAUCUACACCACAUGAGGAACUGGAGAGGCUAGCAGGUCUAGAGCAAGCCAUUCUCUCCCCUGGCCAGAACUCUGGAAACUACUUUGCUCCCAUUCCAUUGGAAGACCACUCUGAAAACAAAGUGGACAUCCUAGAAAUGCUACAGAAAGCCAAAGUGGACUUAAAACCUCUUCUCUCAAGUCUUUCAGCCAACAAGGAAAAGCUUAGAGAGAGCACACAUUCAGGGGUUGUACUUUCAGUGGAAGAAGUCGAAGCUGGGCUGAAAGGCCUGAAAGUGGAUCAGGAGGGAAAAAUUGCUACUCCAUUUAUGGCUGAGCAAAUGGAGGAAGCAUUGAAUGUUGCUGGCUCCAGACAGAUCAAGAAAGAUGGAGAUAUGACUGCAUUUAACAAACUAGUCAGCACUAUGAAGGCAAGUGGGACUCUACCUUCGCAGCCCAAAGUCAAUCAGAGCCUUGAGAGCCACUUAUUGUCACCUCCAGAGAUGCCGGGCCAGCCUCUAUCAAAGAAUAUUCUGCAGGAACUUCUUGGUCCACCCAUUACCAGACCUGCUUCAUCAAAUGUGUUAAGUGGCCUCAUAGGUGGUUUGGAACCUGCAGCCUCUUUACUGACACAAAGAGCGCCUUCUCCCCCGAUUCCACCUGUGUUUCCAACUAGAGCUGCUUCUGCAGAUUACCUGCGCCAUAGAAUAUCUUCACCCAUUGGUUUUGGACAAGGUUCUCAGCAAUUGCUUGGUGAUCCAUUUCCAGGUGUAAGGAAGCCCAUGAGUCCAGUUGCUGCACAGAUGAGUCCUUUGGAAAUACAACAAGCUGCAUUAGAGGGACUAGCAUUACCACAUGACUUGGCCAUACAGGCAGCAAACUUCUAUCAGCAUGGCUUUGGUAAACCACAAAUGGACAAAAGCAGAGAUGGCUACAGAAACAGGCAGCAGCGAGUGACUAAAUCACCUGCGCCAGGACACAGAGGGAAUGCAUCUUCUCCAGCACCUACAGCAUCCAUUACUAGCAUGCUGUCUCCUUCCUUUACACCUACCUCUGUGAUUCGUAAGAUGUACGAGAGCAAGGAGAAAAGCAAAGAGGAGCCAGUUUCUGGGAAAAUGAAAGUUGGUGAUGGUAAAGAUGAAAAUCAGAGGCCAAAUGAAGCUACAGAUAACCUACUGUCUAGUUCUGUGGAGAAUGCAGAUCAAGAAACUUUGCCCACCUUAGGUACCAAACUACCUGCACUGCAACGCUCUGCAUGUUCCACACCUCUUACCCAAGCAAAUCGUUGCACCAAAGAGCAAGACUACAGGCCUAAAUCAACUGGUAGAAAGACUCCUACAAUGGCCUCCCCAGUACCAGGAGGCCCUUUUCUUCGUCCUGUUCAUCAAGUACCCCUUGUUCCCCAUGUACCAAUUGUACGACCUGCUCAUCAACUGCAUCCAGGAUUGGUCCAGAGAAUGCUGGCACAGGGGGUUCAUCCGCAACAUCUUCCUCUACUGCAAGCAGGUAUGCUUCCUCCUGGGGUGGACCUGUCUCACUUGCAGGGCAUAUCUGCUCCCAUCCUUGGCCAACCUUUCUAUCCGCUACCAACAGCAAGCCAUCACAUCUUAAAUCCACGUUCUGGGACACCUUUGCAGCUAGCGAUGAUGCAACAGCAACUACAACGAUCAGGCACUGGAGCGCAGGGAUCAGCCGCUGGUGCACAAACAACCCCUCAAAAUGUGCUGCCUCGGACUGGAUUAUCUCAUGGGCACACACAGCUUGACCAUCGCCCCAGCCAGAGAAGUGGCUCUCCCAUUGGCCUUGCAAAAUGGUUUGGUUCAGAUGUCUUGCAGCAGCCUCUCCCUUCCAUGCCAUCCAAAGUCAUCAGUGUAGAUGAACUGGAAUACCGGCAGUGAACAGUGACCACUGGGUGGAACACUUGUGAUUCUUUAGACUGGAUAAAAAUGUCCAUAGUCAGGACUUCACCUCUGUUUGUUUUUUGGGGCUUUUAUUUUUAGCACUCUGUGCAAAAUUUCUUUUUGAGAGACUAAAGCACAUGGCACCUGUCCUGGUCUCAUGUCUGCAUCAAGACUAAAGGAUCCAUUAUGGCUUGAAUUAGUGAAGCCUGAAGAAAUUUAGAUGCAAGACAAAGCCAGUUUAAUCCUGGAAGUGUCUAUUUUUUUUUUGUUUUUGUAAGAUAUGUGAAUGAAGUGCUGAUAUUCUCUAGUGUAGAGGUAGCAGCUAUGGAUUCCUCCUGCAGAAAACUAAAUGUAUAGACCCUUGUGUACAGACUUGUGUAUAAACAAUCUUUUGUAUAUAUACACAUAGAAUAGCCUUUUUGAAUCUAUACAGCUGUACAUAAGAGUAGCUGGUAACAGUUGAGCUUUAGUUGUGCCUAUGGUUUGGAUCUUUCUCCAUUGUAUGUGUGGGACUUUCUUUAAGAUUAAAGUUGCAUAUCCUAAGUGUGAGUGAACAGGAUAAAGUUGCUUUGCCUUUUCUUGCUGCUCAUCUCCUCUAGGUCUCCCUCUCACGUUCUUCUGUCACGUACUGUGCACUCAGUGUAGCUAAAGUGUCAAAGUAAAAAGCCCACAUCUUGCUGUCUGUGUAACAAAGGUCUGAUUCCUUGUGUGUAUGAUUCUUGCCACCAAAUGAGAGAAUUGUUUAGUCUGAACAGCCUUGAGGAUGAGACCUGGUACGGUAAUGAUAAAGCCAGAUCUUCAGUCUGCCAUAAGCAAAGAGACUGUAGGUUCCUAAUGGUCAUAGCUCUUUCAAGAGGGCUGGUGCUGGUCCUUGUUUAGCUGCAGUAUUUUCUUUGUUUUAAUCUUUCAAACCAGUUACUAAAGGUCAUCAAAAUGGAACCUUUGAAUCCUCGCCCUUCAACUCCUCAGUCAUAGCUGUGGUAUGUUCUAUACUGCCUUCACUUCUAUUUACAGAAGGGAGUCCCAAGAACUGUCCUCAAUCUAGUGUGCAUCUACUGAUGCAAUUACUGUGAAGCUUGCCUUUGGAGUCUUGUUCUGUGGUUUGAAAGGGGGAGGAUGGGGUAGUUUUGUGAUCUUAUGGUGUAUAUUUGGUUUUAAAAAUACUAUGUUCCUUUUAAGCCUGCUUCCUGAACAGUUAAGUGUUCUCUUCCAUCCUUCUACUGCAUGGUUCCUCACUUCACACUCUCACUUGUGUUGAGUCUAGUACUGCUGUCACGUCAUCUAUCUAGCUUAGGCCAUUGUGCUCUUUUAAAAAAGGUGAAAGCAAAACCAGAAUUCUCACGGACUUGCUCUUUCUUAGGUCUAACUGAAUGCAAAACCAGCAGCAGGAAAAAAAAAAAAAAAAUCACUUGACUAUAUUAUAAUAAUUGCCAGCAUGCUGUGGUGGGUUUGUUUCAGUCCAGCAGAGACAAUGUUGUACAGAAAUAGCAAGCUGAAAUCGCCAAUGUGGAAUCUGUUGGGGGUCACCCUUACUUCUAGCAGUUGUUCCUAAAACAAUCUGUGUAGAACAUGCAAUCACCAGCUUGUCCUUGUAAGAUUGUUUUCAUACUUUUUUAACUUGACACUUUCCCAAUAACAUUCUGUAAAUAAAGUUGAUUCUACCAGC
Aquila chrysaetos chrysaetos is the source of this 4973-nucleotide messenger RNA. RefSeq names its product eukaryotic translation initiation factor 4E nuclear import factor 1 (gene EIF4ENIF1). Gene Ontology annotation, molecular function: mRNA binding. The transcript has 19 exons. Gene Ontology annotation, biological process: negative regulation of translation. Lineage: Eukaryota; Metazoa; Chordata; Aves; Accipitriformes; Accipitridae. The record is from RefSeq and is a predicted model, not a curated record. Gene Ontology annotation, cellular component: nucleus; cytoplasm. The coding region runs from base 332 to 3304 and encodes 990 amino acids.